Molecule: messenger RNA, 2444 nt
Organism: Prorocentrum cordatum
Lineage: Eukaryota; Dinophyceae; Prorocentrales; Prorocentraceae
Source: the annotation of a GenBank genome assembly
AUGCGCACCCCGCAUUCCAACUCGGCUAUCUGGUGCUUCGAGGACCCGACCUGCCCAGGGCAAGGGUGCGUCGAGGACUCGGGCUGCCGGUAUUGCGAUGCCUCGGCGAUCGGCGGGCCUUCAUACGAUGGUGAGGCGUGCCCAUCUACCCAGUCUUUCGGUGCCGCACUGGCCGCCGACGAGGGCUGCACUGCGGACGCGAAGCCUUGCGCAGCCCCGCAUUCCAACUCGGCUCUCUGGUGCUUCGAGGACCCAACCUGCCCAGGGCAAGGGUGCGUCGAGGACUCGGGCUGCCGGUACUGCGAUGCCUCGGCGAUCGGAGGGCCAUCGUACGAUGGUGAGGCGUGCCCUUCGCCAGCGCCGUCUUCGGGCUGCACUGUGGACGCGAAACCUUGCGCAGCCCCGCAUUCCAACUCGGCUAUCUGGUGCUUCGAGGACCCGACCUGCCCAGGGCAAGGGUGCGUCGAGGACUCGGGCUGCCGGUACUGCGAUGCCUCGGCGAUCGGAGGGCCAUCGUACGAUGGUGAGGCGUGCCCUUCGUUAGCGCCGUCUUCGGGCUGCACUGUGGACGCGAAACCUUGCGCAGCCCCGCAUUCUAACUCGGCUAUCUGGUGCUUCGAGGACCCGACCUGCCCAGGGCAAGGGUGCGUCGAGGACUCGGGCUGCCGGUAUGCGAUGCCUCGGCGAUCGGCGGGCCUUCAUACGAUGGUGAGGCGUGCCCAUCUACCCCUUCUCUCGGUGCCGCACUGGCCGCCGACGAGGGCUGCACUGCGGACGCGAAGCCUUGCGCAGCCCCGCAUUCCAACUCGGCUCUCUGGUGCUUCGAGGACCCAACCUGCCCAGGGCAAGGGUGCGUCGAGGACUCGGGCUGCCGGUAUUUGCGAUGCCUCGGCGAUCGGAGGGCCAUCGUACGAUGGUGAGGCGUGCCCUUCGCCAGCGCCGUCUUCGGGCUGCACUGUGGACGCGAAACCUUGCGCAGCCCCGCAUUCCAACUCGGCUAUCUGGUGCUUCGAGGACUCGGGCUGCCGGUACUGUGAUGCCUCGGCGAUCGGCGGGCCUUCAUACGAUGGUGAGGCGUGCCCAUCUACCCAGUCUCUCGGUGCCGCACUGGCCGCCGACGAGGGCUGCACUGCGGACGCGAAGCCUUGCGCAGCCCCGCAUUCCAACUCGGCUCUCUGGUGCUUCGAGGACCCAACCUGCCCAGGGCAAGGGUGCGUCGAGGACUCGGGCUGCCGGUAUUGCGAUGCCUCGGCGAUCGGCGGGCCUUCAUACGAUGGUGAGGCGUGCCCAUCUACCCAGUCUCUCGGUGCCGCACUGGCCGCCGACGAGGGCUGCACUGCGGACGCGAAGCCUUGCGCAGCCCCGCAUUCCAACUCGGCUCUCUGGUGCUUCGAGGACCCAACCUGCCCAGGGCAAGGGUGCGUCGAGGACUCGGGCUGCCGGUACUGCGAUGCCUCGGCGAUCGGAGGGCCAUCGUACGAUGGUGAGGCGUGCCCUUCGCCAGCGCCGUCUUCGGGCUGCACUGUGGACGCGAAACCUUGCGCAGCCCCGCAUUCCAACUCGGCUAUCUGGUGCUUCGAGGACCCGACCUGCCCAGGGCAAGGGUGCGUCGAGGACUCGGGCUGCCGGUAUUGCGAUGCCUCGGCGAUCGGUGGGCCUUCAUACGAUGGUGAGGCGUGCCCAUCUAUCCAGUCUCUCGGUGCCGCACUGGCCGCCGACGAGGGCUGCGACGGGAUGACUUACACGAGAAACUACGCCGAGGGCACACCGCACGAGUGCAGGUGCGACAGCUACUGCGACGACUUCUGCGACGAUGAGCCGAAUGGCUGCGCCAGGACGUGCAGGAUCUUGAACGGAGUUUUCGAGCACAUCCCGUCCGUACAUGCAGGCGACCGUACUUGCACUUGGUAUGCGCACUACGUGACCAACCCGAUUGACUACGAGGGCUACGAUUGCUCGUGGAUGACUGGCACUGGCGAGGGCGGCCAUGGAGAUGAUUGCCAAGAUGGGACGUCCGUUGGCGCCUUGAAGUGCCGGGAGGGAAACCAGAACCAGAACAAUUGCCACUUCUAAUCAUGGUGAGCGUUCCCGAGGAGAGGGUCUCCCCGAUUUUAGAACUCUUGUGGUGGGCGAAGGGGUUGAGAUGCAUUAUACCCAGCUUUUUCAGGCUCGGUCCACUGCCUCUUCCAGCCAAGAGCGUGCGGAAGAGAGUACAGAGUGCAUGAUUCGUAGAUGAUGGAGAUACACUAGCAUCCUAUCAGUGCUUCCCAUCACCAAAAGUUUGGACCGUUGUGGGGGCCCGGGGCACCUCGCAGACGCGCUGUUAACACAAACCGCACUUGUAGGAAAUCUUGACGCUUCGCGUACACCUGGCAAUCCAUCCAGAAACGAUCCCCAAUCGAGGUGCCUUGAUCAGGGACGCAAGGCAGCAUGCAGCCCAGGAG